Messenger RNA from Aspergillus calidoustus, 1059 nucleotides. The record is from the annotation of a GenBank genome assembly. Lineage: Eukaryota; Fungi; Ascomycota; Eurotiomycetes; Eurotiales; Aspergillaceae.
AUGUCGGACUUUUCUCAAUACGGUGGCGCCAGCGCCGAAUGGAGGGAUCUCGAGAAGACAAUACCCGCCCCACCGGCCAUUGAAGGCAUGUCAUUGACCGAGCACAGACGUUCGAUCAACACCCUCCGAGAAAAGGCAUCCGCCGAGGCUAUGGAAAACUUCAAGGAUCAGCUGCAUAUCAAACAGCACGAGAUCCCGACUCGUGACGGGUCGAGUAUUCAAGCCCGGAGUUACCGACCAGCAUUUAUGACUGACAGAUUACCGGUCUUUCUUUACUUCCACGGCGGCGGCUACAUGACGGGGACCCUCAACACGGAAGAUGCCACCUGUGGUCGGAUUGCAACCACUGCCCAAGUCGUGGUAUUACACGUCAACUACCGCCAUACCCCGGAGUUUCCGUACCCGACGGCUUGGGACGACACUGAGGAUGGAUUCGAGUGGCUUCACCAAAACAUCGAGUUGCUGAACGGCAUUCCAGAAAAGGUCAUUAUUGGAGGUAUAUCGUCGGGAGCGAUGCUCACAGCUGCACUUGUUCUCCAGAAGCACCAUGGCAAGGCUCUCACGAAAUAUCCCGCUAUCGCUGGUCAGGUUCUGAUGGUUCCGUGCCUUGUGCAUAUCGAUGCGUACGAGCCCCAGUUGAAGCAGCUGGCCGAUCCUUCGGUGUCUUCGUACAAAGAGAAUGAGCAUGCUCCACUUCUCCCCGUCGGGGCAGUCCGAAUGCUCGCCGAUCUUCUCAAAAUCAAUAAUCCGGAUCUAUUUGACCUCCGUAUCUCGCCCGGCAACGCCUCUUUAGAACAAGUUAGAGGACUGCCCCCGACAACCUUUGGCAUUGCGGGCCUGGAUCCGUUCAGAGACGAAGGCCUUCUCUUCUCCAAGCUAUUAAGUGAAGCUGGAGUGUCAACAGAUACCUAUCUCUUUGAGGGUGUCCCGCAUGCUUUCCGACGCUUUGGGCAGCUGAGUCAAGCAAAGCGCUGGGAUGCAGUUAUGUCCCACUCAAUUGAAUGGUCGUUGUCCCAGCCCAAAGCCGAGGGAUUCAACGUCAAGACCACCGGCCCUUGA